CCUCUUCGAUUUAUGAUUAGGGAUUCAAAGAUUUUGAUUACCAAACUUGCUAACAUCACAAACACUCUGUAGACAAUGAUCUUGCCAGACCCUCCAUUUCAACCGAGCUGCACUUUUUCCUAUAAAAAUUGGUGGCGAGACUACUUCCAUCCUCGGUUCCUCGGUGUUAUGGACAAUAUUUCUGUUCUGGCUCCUUUACCACUCACCAAAAAAUUUGAAGAGAAGAAAGUUGUAAAGGAAAGUGAAGACCUAGAAUCUGCCAUGGUCGCCCAGACCAGCCAGCCAGAUCUACCAAGGAGAGCGCCCAAAGCUCAAGUCAAAAGGAAGAUUGCUACUCCUGCAGAUUCCACGGAAGAAAAUACUCCCUCCAAGCAGCGAAGAACCGGAGUAAAACCAUCUGCAGCCAAGAAACUUAUCAAGUCUGCCUCUCCCUCGAGGUCCUCUUCUGCCACGGAAAUCGAGACGCAACCUAACAAAACAGAAGAUGUUACCCUCGGUCCUGUUGCCACAAAAGCUCCAUUUGAAGACAUAUCUACUAAGGGUGAUGAAAGCAAUUCUGGCUCUUCUCGUACCAAAUCUGGCGAUGGUUCUUCACCCGCCACAAAGAGUGUUGCUGCUGAUGUGUCCAUGAUUGAUGAUGAUUUGGAGAAUGAACUUCUUGCCCAACUGGACACGUUGAUGGAUCAUCCGGCUAAAUCUGGAUCUACCACAAAUAGUAAAGGGAAGGCAGUUGCUGAAGUGGAUUUUCAUAUCAACCUCCCUACCCAGGAGCAGAUUAGCUUUGCCAUUAUGACCUUGCAAGAGCUUUUUGAUGGUGAUCCUUCUCAUUUCUGCAAAGUGCCGGACCAGCCAGCCGCCUUUGAAGCGACUCAAAUCCUUAGUCGAGCUCCACAAUUAUCAUCUACUAAACAAAAGUUCUGGGCAGACUUCACCACCAUUUAUACGCAUUUCAGCAAGAGAUUACGGGUACUCGAGAGCAAAGUAGCAGCUGCAGAAUCUGUGAGGAUAUCUAUAGCGGAUAGCACUAAUACUAUCUUUAAGAAGAAGGAAGAAUUCUUGGCAGCAAAGGAGGCUCAUGUCAGACAAGUCAAACAUCUCCAAGAGCUUAAAGAAGAAAUCUCUAACCUUGAAGCCAAGCUUUUAGAGUUAAGAAACCAAGUUCCUCUUGCGGAGGAAAGUGAGAAGAGUUUGGCAGAACAAAGAAACAAGCUCCACGUGGACAUGGAAGCUGGCUUGAAAUCUACUACCAAGAUCAAGGAUCAGCUACCUUCUUUCACAGCCUCUGCAGAUGAAGUCGCUGAAGAAAUCAAGAACAUGAGAGAAGAAUGGAGCACUUGGCAAAACAACCUUUGUUGAUUUUUCUUUUAUGUAUCUCCUUGUCUCUUUCCUUGUACAUUGUCAUGUUUAACUUAUUGUUUGCGGCUUAUUGGCCAUACAAACUUCUUUUUCAAUGUUGAUCUCUUUCUUGGCUCAUAUUCUGGAAAUCUACUUGUACUUUUUGUUCAUACUUUGGUACAGGUUAAAAUUUGUCAUGGCCGAAAUCUAGCAACUGUGGUUGUUCACAGCCAAAUUUGGCCUACUUGCAGAUUCAGCUCAACACUUUUAUUGAAUGAUAAAAUGCUAAACAAUGAAAUAGAAUACUGUACAAAUCCUACCUCAAAUUUGUCUUAGGUAGAAUCAAUGGUAUCUAAACCCCUAGCCUCCCAUACCAUAAGAUAGUAAGGCUUAAAGUAGAUUCCAUUUAUUUUUCGAGAAUUUAACUCUCCAUUUAAUGAUUCAAGCCAAUAUGCUCCUCCUCUAAGCACUUCAUGUAUACAAAAUGGUCCUUCCCAAUUUGGAGACCAUUUCCCAAAUCUGGGGUCCUUCUUUCCAGGUAGCAGAAUUAAUUUCCAUACUAGAUCUCCUAUUGCCAGACUUCUAGAUUUCACCCCGUUUGUUGUAUGCUCGAGCCACUUUUAAUUUCUGCGUUUGCAGCAUAUCUAAGGCCGUCAAUCGCAUACCUUCAAGAUCUUCU
This is a messenger RNA of Rubroshorea leprosula, 2014 nucleotides long. The record is from the annotation of a GenBank genome assembly. Lineage: Eukaryota; Viridiplantae; Streptophyta; Magnoliopsida; Malvales; Dipterocarpaceae.